GGUUAUUCUCACAUGGCCUAUUCAACAUCAAAAAGCUAAAAAGCUUAAAGCAUGACAUAAUCUUUACUCCUUGAAAGAAAACAACAGCUCAAGUAAAGGUCUUCACUUUAACUCUCUCUCUCUCACUGUUCUGCAAUUUAGUAACAAAAAUAAAGAUAGAGGGGAUUCUGAUUCUGAUAUCUCUAAAACAAAGUGUACCUUGUGUACAACAUCUCUGCAGUUGUUGAAGUUCAAAUGAAAGAAUUCUGUCAAGAAAUAGACAUGGGUUUUGAGUGAUUGAAAUACUGAAAAAGGUUUUAAAUUACAAGUGAUUCGUCUGUUUGGGUUACUGAAUGAGUACUUCAAAUUCAAAGUUUAUAAAAUGUGUUACAGUUGGAGAUGGAGCUGUUGGGAAAACAUGUCUUCUCAUUUCCUACACUAGCAACACUUUCCCAACUGAUUAUGUUCCGACUGUUUUCGAUAACUUCAGCGCAAGUGUUCUUGUUGAUGCCCAAAUUGUUAGUCUUGGUCUCUGGGAUACUGCUGGUCAAGAAGAUUACAACAGACUUAGACCUCUAAGUUACAGAGGAGCUGAUGUUUUCCUGCUUGCUUUCUCACUGAUCAGUAGACCCAGCUUUGAGAACAUUACCAAGAAAUGGAUUCCCGAGCUACGACAUUAUGCACCAUCGGUUCCUAUUGUUCUCGUUGGCACCAAACUAGACUUGAGAGAAGACAAACAGUUCCACAUUGAUUACCCUGGAGCAUAUACUAUAUCUACGGCACAGGGUGAGGAACUGAAGAAACAGAUUGGUGCAUUAGCAUAUGUAGAAUGCAGUUCUAAGAACCAACAGAAUGUGAAGACAGUAUUUGACAUUGCAAUAAAACUAGUUCUUCAUCCACCAAAAACAAAGAAUAAGAGAAAAAAGAGGAGACUUUGCAGCAUUAUGUAAAGAAUUGUAGCCAUUUCUUGAUCUUUUUUUGAAGGCACGUACUACUUCGCUUUCACUUGCUUGUUUUUUCUUGCCGUCUCUAUCUGCCAAUAUUUUGUCUAUAUGUGUGAGUUAUUUAUGACAUGUUUUCGCUGGAACAAUGUGUGUUUGUUCAGAUUGAUAUUCAAUCAAAUUCUAAUUUUUAUGAGUGAA
Molecule: messenger RNA, 1121 nt
Organism: Papaver somniferum (opium poppy)
Lineage: Eukaryota; Viridiplantae; Streptophyta; Magnoliopsida; Ranunculales; Papaveraceae
Product: rac-like GTP-binding protein RAC2
Exons: 7
Coding region: 333-929 (198 amino acids)
Biological process (GO): cortical cytoskeleton organization; actin filament organization; establishment or maintenance of cell polarity
Cellular component (GO): cytoskeleton; plasma membrane; cell cortex
Molecular function (GO): GTPase activity; GTP binding; protein kinase binding
Source: RefSeq, a predicted model, not a curated record